GUCAAUUCGCGAGCAGUAUGGCGCUACGCGCUCCGACACGACAUUGUACGCGGCACGUUCGAUAGACAUUCUAACCUCCAUCCCGACAACGACGCGUCAACCCUGCAGCACUUCCAAUAGUCAUCAUUUCGUCGAUUGAAACCGCGUCGUUUCAGCGUUCAUAGUUCCUUUUAAACGGACCCUAUCUCGAUUGAUGAUGACCCUCGAAACGCAAUGAAAGGAGAAUAAGAGGAGCAAUUGAGAAUUGAAAAGGAGGGAACGGUUAGCCGAGUAUACAAAGAGACCACGAGUUUAGUGGUUAGCGUGAAACCGCGUGCACAACGUCGAAUCAGGCUGUGGUCUGCAGGAUAGAUGCUCUAAGGAGUACUAAUCGCGUUGUGAGGUGAUAUUGCUGGUAGCGUUGGGGAACGCGAUGUGAGAGGAGUAGAAACUGAUAGGUAAAGCGAUAAAAUCGAGGAAGGCGCGGAAAGAAAACUGGAGUGAGAGGGGUGAGUAGAGUCUAGAGACAGCCCCGGUGGCGGUGGUGGUGGCAGUGGUAGUAGCGGUGGUAGUGGUAGUAGUGGUGGUGGUGGUGGUAGUGGUGGCGGUGCUACUGCUGCUGAUAGUGGUGGUGGUAGUGAAGCUGCCGGUAGUGGUGGAGGCGUGUAAAGUUAUCGUAGAACAGCUGACCGGCGAUAAACGCGUCGUGGCACGUGGCAUGUCACGAGAUAAUUAACGGCCGACGUUCGUCAUCAACAUCGAACAACGGACAUACCUUUUUUGAUCGGUAAUCCAAUUCUAUCCUUCAAAAUGGCAUGUCCAUUCUCAAGAGCACACACCACGGAGAUCGAGCCGUCGGACGACGAACGGGCCGUUAGCAAGUCGACGAGAAUUUCUGAGGACAGAAGCAAACCCUCCAGGCAGUCCUCCGUACAAAUAGCCUGCUCUCUUCUAGCAGAGGACAAUGACGACAUCGAGGACACGCAAACGCUUAAUCUGAAGCACCUCAGAGCCGCGGUCCUCGUCCUGACAAACCCAUCGAACGAAGUGAUCGCUGUAGCUUUGGAGGCCCUAUUGAGCAAAAGCGAAGUGUCUCUUCCAAGUUCUACAUCCCUAGACAAGCUACUUUAUAACGUCGACACGGAAAAAAACUACAACUUGUUGGAAGAUAUAUAUGAAACAUUAAAUUACGACUGCGAAGUCGACGUCGAAGCGUUUCUCGACGAGCUAGGACAAGAAUUGAUCACUACUGCAUGCGUCGGCCUUCUUGGGCGGGCUUUUCGAUGCCUUGGAAAUGAUCUGACAGCCUUCCUGACGACUCUCGACGGCGUCAACGACGUCGUUCAACAUCAGUCCGGCUCGGAUAACGAGGCCGAGUUCGUGUGCAUCGCGACACCGGAAGCGUUGGAGUUACAUUUCACGACCGAUUACCCGUCCGUCGCCUAUCUUCUCGUUGGUAGCCUCAAGGGCAUCGCCAGACAGUUUUAUAACGACAAAGCUGAUGUGUACAUAUUGCCCGAUCCUUAUAAUUCCAAAUUUUUUAGGUAUCGCAUCACGCCAGAACGUUAUAGUGAUCGAAUCGACGACGAUUCCGACGUAGUCGCGCCACAUUAUUUCUGUCCACUCUCCACUGAAGCCAGAGACCUUCGUUUGGGGGUGGCAAGCUUUUGCAAAGCUUUCCCAUGGCACUUCGUCGUCGAUAAAAACUUCGAGUUCGUCCAAUUGGGUGUCGGCUUUAUGAAAAUCUUCGGUCAUUAUUUGGAUCGCCUUGGAAGGGGAAUAUCGACGUACUUUGUGUUCACUCGACCACACGGGAUUACUUUGACCUUUCAAGAGAUUCUGAAGCGCGCGAACACGCCAUUUGUUCUAACGUUACAAAGGCCACACGGCGCUGAGAAAUAUCCUGCUGAGGGUUUGGAAAUGAAGGGCCAAAUGGUUCAUUGUCCGGAAUCAGAUUCGAUUUUAUUCGUGAGUUCGCCGUUUCUUAAUGGAUUAGACGGUCUCACAGGAAGAGGUCUCUUUAUUUCUGAUAUACCACUCCAUGAUGCUACGAGAGACGUUAUCUUAGUGGGCGAACAAGCAAGAGCUCAGGAUGGCUUAAGAAGACGUAUGGAUAAAUUAAAAAGCUCCAUAGAAGAAGCUAACAGAGCGGUCGAUGUUGAAAGAGAAAAGAACGUUAGUCUGCUUCAUCUUAUAUUUCCACCGGAUAUAGCGAAGCGUCUAUGGUUGGGUGAAACGAUUGAAGCAAAAAUGUAUUCGGACGUGACGAUGCUUUUCAGCGAUAUCGUCGGAUUCACAGCAAUAUGUUCGACAGCAACUCCAAUGAUGGUCGUAAAUAUGCUUCAAAAUCUUUACGAACAAUUUGAUAUAUUUUGCGGACAAUUGGACGUAUACAAAGUAGAAACAAUAGGCGAUGCUUAUUGCGUGGCGUGUGGUUUGCAUCGAAAUACAAAUACUCAUGCACAACAAAUCGCUUGGAUGGGCUUAAAAAUGAUACAAACGUGUACUCAACAUUUAACGCACGAGGGAAAACCUAUCAAGAUGCGUAUUGGUAUUCAUACAGGAAUGGUAUUGGCUGGAGUAGUAGGUAAAAAAAUGCCGAGGUAUUGUCUUUUCGGGCACAAUGUAACGCUGGCCAACAAAUUUGAAUCUACGAGCGAGCCAUUACGAGUUAAUGUCAGCCCCAUGACGUAUCUACACUUAAUUAAGACAUCAGGAUUCAUUUUGGAACCGCGGACCAAGAAUAAUUUACCGAAGGAAAUGCCAGCAAACACAUCUGGGACCUGUUAUUUUCUGAAUGGCUAUCAACACAGUGACGUAGAUGCAAAGGAAUCCUUAAACGCUCACAUUCAAGCUGCGAUUACAGAACUUGGAAUUUGCAACAACAUAUAAACACUUUUUUAAAGAAAAGAAAACAACGGAAAAGAAAAGAAAAGAAAAAACAAAAAAAAAAAGAAAACAAUCAGAAAUCCUUCGAUGAAACACACAUCAACUAGCCUUUUCUCUUCAUCAACUUUAUCGAUAAUUUCCUUCGAAAUCGAGAAAUUAAUAAAACGAUAAAUUAUUCGAUUUUAAUCAGAAAGCUAAGCGUGAAGGAGCUAUACACCGAUGUCGAGCUACACGUGAGACUACGGUUAUAACAAAAGUCCAAUGAGAAAUCCUAUGUCGAUAAUAUUUAUACGCAGAGUUUUAGGUUCGAAAUGAUUAUAUACUUAUGAACAAUGCGACAAGUAAACUCUAUGACGAAUUAAA
Vespa mandarinia (Asian giant hornet) is the source of this 3231-nucleotide messenger RNA. RefSeq names its product guanylate cyclase 1 soluble subunit alpha 2 (gene Gycalpha99B). The record is from RefSeq and is a predicted model, not a curated record. Gene Ontology annotation, biological process: response to oxygen levels; cGMP biosynthetic process. Lineage: Eukaryota; Metazoa; Arthropoda; Insecta; Hymenoptera; Vespidae. Gene Ontology annotation, cellular component: guanylate cyclase complex, soluble. Gene Ontology annotation, molecular function: guanylate cyclase activity; heme binding.